Melanaphis sacchari is the source of this 972-nucleotide messenger RNA. RefSeq names its product gustatory and odorant receptor 63a (gene Gr63a). The transcript has 4 exons. The record is from RefSeq and is a predicted model, not a curated record. Gene Ontology annotation, biological process: sensory perception of taste. Gene Ontology annotation, cellular component: membrane. The coding region runs from base 1 to 972 and encodes 323 amino acids. NCBI's taxonomy places the organism in Eukaryota, Metazoa, Arthropoda, Insecta, Hemiptera, Aphididae.
AUGUCGACGGUUGAUGACGUACCGGCGGCUAUGUGUUCGUUUUUCGACCAUCUGUGCGGUCCGUUCUUCGCGGCGUUUCGCAUUUUGGGCGUCUGUCCGUACACGAGAAAUUCAAACGGCGUCUUCCACAAGAGGAUCGUGUCCGCGUCCUCCGUGUACACGUUAUUCUCGGGUGCAGCGUUCGGAUACGCAACCUUUGUGGCGAUCAAGACGCUGUCUGGACAACCACCUCCCAUAGCCAUGUCCAACUUCAAUCACAUACUUUUGAAGUUCGGCUACGCCACGUUGAUCGCGCCGUCCGCCAUCGUGCCCGUCAUCAUGUGGUUCGAGACGACCAAGCUCCAAGCGUAUUUGCACGAGUGGCAACUGUUCCAAGACAAUUAUAACAGAGUGGUCGGUAAAUCGAAUAGUAUUGCCAUGAUCGCGAUCGUCAAAAAACGGGUGAAUAGGAUUUAUCGAUCGAUACUUGUGUUCUUGUCGAUCACAGUAGUUGCGAUCUCGUGGUCGUCAUCGACCAUAAGCGACGUAUAUGUACUCUUUUGCACGAUAAGAAGUGUUUCGAUCAUGGUUUUCAUCGUGGGAUUUUGGUUCGUAGGUGCAAUUGCAAUUGAGGCGACAAUCGAUGGUUACAAGAAAAAAUUACAAACGGACUUGGACGGGCGCCACAGUUUCGGAUUCGGCGCCCGCUCGAUCGAAGACUACCGCCUGCUGUGGCUGCAGUUGAGCCGGCUGGUGCACGGGGUCGGCGAUUACAUGUCGGCCACGGUGACGUUUUGCAUAUUUCACACGACCGUGUUGGUCGUCUUGAGCGUGUACGCGGUGGCCGUGUGGGGCGCGACGCUCGUCAGACUGCGCCGGUACGAGGCGCUCGCGUCCGCCUCGGUGGCGCUCGUCUGCAACGCCACGUCCCUGUACGUGUACUGCGAUUGCGGUUACAGCCAGACCAGAAAAGUCGGUUACCGCUUACCAUGA